Messenger RNA from Closterium sp. Naga37s-1, 4356 nucleotides. NCBI's taxonomy places the organism in Eukaryota, Viridiplantae, Streptophyta, Zygnematophyceae, Desmidiales, Closteriaceae. The record is from the annotation of a GenBank genome assembly.
AUGAGCAUUACCUUUCCUAAAGUGCAGGCAGAGAACGAGCAGCUGGAGGAGCUGCUUCACGAGGAGGAGUACAAGGCGGAGAACGAGCAGCUGGAGGAGCUGCUGCACGAGGAGAGAAACAACCGUGGAUCAGUGGAUAGUGUGGUGAGAGCAUUGCAGCAGCAGUUGGCAAGUGCACGGGCAGAGGCAGUGGCAGCAGAGGCAGCAAUAGCAGCGGGGAUGGAGGCGAAGAAUCGAGAGAUAGAGGCGCUGUGUGGUGCGCUGGAGGAUGCUGAGAGGCAGUCCGGUGCCCUCCAAGCGAAGCUCGCCUCCCUGCAGGCGAGCUCUGAAGCCUUAUCAAAGAAUCGGGACCCCACAGAGGCGCGCAUGAUUCAGGCGCUCAGAGAGGAUCUGGCUGCUGCUGCUGCUGCUGCUGCUGCCGGCGCCUUCAUCGCCGCUGCGAGCUCUGAAGCGCUGUCCAAGAACCGGGACUCCACAGAGGCGCGCAUGAUUCAGGCGCUCAGGGAGGAGCUGGGUGCUGCUGCUGCUGCUGCUGCGCCUAGCAUGUUAGUCACACGAGCGCCCAUUAUCCCUUCGUUCAUCCCACCACCCCAACUCCAGGCGAGCUCUGAAGCGCUGUCCAAGAACCGCGACUCCACAGAGGCGCGCAUGAUUCAGGCGCUCAGGGAGGAGCUGGGUGCUGCUGCUGCUGCUGCUGCUGCGCCUAGCAUGUUAGUCACACGAGCACCCAUUAUCCCUUCAUUCAUCCCACCACCCCAACUCCAGGCGAGCUCUGAAGCGCUGUCCAAGAACCGCGACUCCACAGAGGCGCGCAUGAUUCAGGCGCUCAGGGAGGAGCUGGGUGCUGCUGCUGCUGCUGCUGCUGCGCCUAGCAUGUUAGUCACACGAGCGCCCAUUAUCCCUUCAUUCAUCCCACCACCCCACCACCAGGCGAGCUCUGAAGCGCUCUCCAAGAAUCGGGACUCCACAGAGGCGCGCAUGAUUCAGGCGCUCAGGGAGGAGCUGGGUGCUGCUGAGAGGCGGUGCGACGACGAGCACGCAGCGCACCUCGUGACAAGACAGGAAGCAACAGCGCGCGAGCUGGAGUUAGAGCAGCAGGUGGCGUGGCGGAGGGCGUGGCGGCGCUCUCUCUCUCACUCCUGUUUCACUCACGCUCAACCUUCUCUCACAUUCAAUUCACAGGAAGCAGCAGCGCGCGAGCUGGAGUUGGAGCAGCAGGUGGCGGAGGGGGUGGCGGAAGCAGCAGCACGCGAGCUCGAGUUGGAGCAGCAGGUGGCGGAGGGCGUGGCGGCGCUCUCUCGCAUGCAGAGGGCAGUGGAGGAGCGCACACAGCGAGUGUCAUCCCUUGAAGAGAAGAUAUCCGUUCUCGAGGUGAGUGUGAGGGAGGGUAGGAUUUGGAGCAGUAGUAGGGGGCAGCAGGGGGAAGAGGGUGUGGCAGCACUUUCUCGCAUGCAGAGGGCAGUGGAGGAGCGCACACAGCGAGUGUCAUCCCUUGAAGAGAAGAUAUCCGUUCUCGAGGUGAGUGUGAGGGAGGGUAGGAUUUGGAGCAGUAGUAGGGGGCAGCAGGGGGAAGAGGGUGUGGCAGCACUUUCUCGCAUGCAGAGGGCAGUGGAGGAGCGCACACAGCGAGUGUCAUCCCUUGAAGAGAAGAUAUCCGUUCUCGAGGUGAGUGUGAGGGAGGGUAGGAUUUGGAGCAGUAGUAGGGGGCAGCAGGGGGAAGAGGGUGUGGCAGCACUUUCUCGCAUGCAGAGGGCAGUGGAGGAGCGCACACAGCGAGUGUCAUCCCUUGAAGAGAAGAUAUCCGUUCUCGAGGUGAGUGUGAGGGAGGGUAGGAUUUGGAGCAGUAGUAGGGGGCAGCAGGGGGAAGAGGGUGUGGCAGCACUUUCUCGCAUGCAGAGGGCAGUGGAGGAGCGCACACAGCGAGUGUCAUCCCUUGAAGAGAAGAUAUCCGUUCUCGAGAUGAGUGUGAGGGAGGGUAGGAUUUGGAGCAGUAGUAGGGGGCAGCAGGGGGAAGAGGGUGUGGCAGCACUUUCUCGCAUGCAGAGGGCAGUGGAGGAGCGCACACAGCGAGUGUCAUCCCUUGAAGAGAAGAUAUCCGUUCUCGAGGUGAGUGUGAGGGAGGGUAGGAUUUGGAGCAGUAGUAGGGGGCAGCAGGGGGAAGAGGGUGUGGCAGCACUUUCUCGCAUGCAGAGGGCAGUGGAGGAGCGCACACAGCGAGUGUCAUCCCUUGAAGAGAAGAUAUCCGUUCUCGAGGUGAGUGUGAGGGAGGGUAGGAUUUGGAGCAGUAGUAGGGGGCAGCAGGGGGAAGAGGGUGUGGCAGCACUUUCUCGCAUGCAGAGGGCAGUGGAGGAGCGCACACAGCGAGUGUCAUCCCUUGAAGAGAAGAUAUCCGUUCUCGAGGUGAGUGUGAGGGAGGGUAGGAUUUGGAGCAGUAGUAGGGGGCAGCAGGGGGAAGAGGGUGUGGCAGCACUUUCUCGCAUGCAGAGGGCAGUGGAGGAGCGCACACAGCGCGUGUCAUCCCUUGAAGAGAAGAUAUCCGUUCUCGAGAUGGAGUGCAGCAGUCUCAACAGCGAGCUACAAGCACACGACGACAAGGCAAAGAGGGACCUCCGACGACCAGUCUCAGCAGAUGACCCCUCCGUGCUCGCGCAGGUGGGUGCAGGCAUGGAAGGAGGAGGCAGAGCGAGCGAGGCAGCUGCUUUAUUAGAGGCUCGUAUCAAUCAACCCCCCUACCCAAUGCCCCACCCGUAUAACCCCCCUCGUCCCCUCGUUCUUGCAUGGUGGCAGGUGCAGGCAUGGAAGGAGGAGGCAGAGCGAGCGAGGCAGCUGCUUUUGAAGCAGCUGUGUCUAGCCCCCGUCCCUAUUCCCCACCCGCAUAGCCCCCUUCCUCCCUUCUAUCUCGUCGCCCUUGCAUGGUGGCAGGUGCAGGCAUGGAAGGAGGAGGCACAGCGAGCGAGGCAGCUGCAUAAAGCAGGUGUGCAGGCAUGGAAGGAGGAGUCGGAGCGAGCGAGACAGCUGCUGCGAGAGGCAGAGGGGAAGCUAGCAGGCAGUGAGGUGAGCAGAGGGGGGAGGGAGGGGAAGGGAGGGAGGGAGGUGAGUAGGUUUGAGGAGUCGGAGAGUGCAAGGCAGCUGCUGCGCAAGGCAGAGGUGCAGAAGCUAAGGAUGGAGGCAGAGGUGCAGAAGCUGAGAGUGGAGGUGGAGGCCCACAAGAGGGACGCAGAUUCAUCCUCGUUACAGGCAUGUUCUGCCAAUGCAGAAAUGGAGAAACGGUUCAAGGAGUUGACAGAGCUGCUGUGCCUGAAGCAGAGUCAACUGGAAACGAUGACAAGUGAGCGGCAAGCAGCGAUGCUCCAACUGGACAAGGAGCGACGAGAGCUGCAACUGGCCAAGGCACAGGCGGAGAGGGACAGAGCGGCACGCCGGCACAGGCGGAGAGGGACAGAGCGGCACGCCGGUCGAUGUGCUGAUGUGUGUUCUGAACCUGAAGCGCUAUUCCACCUAACCUUUCCAUUGUGCUCCCCUCCCUUUCAGGCACAGGCGGAGAGGGACAGAGCGGCACGUCGGUCAAUGCUGAUGGCUGCUGAUGAGGAGGACAGCGAGAUGCAGCCGCUGGAGUCCGUGGGUCUGCCCAACCGGCGCUUCAUAGGCAAGAGGAUUCAGCAAGCAGCAAAGCUCAUCGAUCAUGGCACAGUGACUGCCGGCCGCUUCCUUUGGCGCCGCCCACUUGCCCGCCUUGGACUUGUCUGCUACCUGGUCUUCGUGCAUCUAUUUCUCAUGUACCUGCUGCACAGAUUACCUGCUGCACAUCUAUUACUACCUCACGAGAGGAGUGUCUCACGAGAGGAGUGUCUCAUCAAGUAUUUUAUCCUUCUCUCCCCCUCACGUCACCACUACAGGUAUACUUGGCUGCAGAGGCAGCAGACGUCUCAAAACCUUGCACUCUCUCCCUCCUCCUCCCCCCUCCGGCCCUCCUCUCCCUUCUCUCCCCUUCCACAGGAGCAAGCGGAUGAGUUGCUGAACAAGGACCAGGUGUACUUGGCUGCAGAGGCGGCAGCAGGGAUUAGAGAGACGACUCACAAACACCCCCACCGCACCUCCUCUCCUCGCCUCCUUAUUUCACAGGAGCAAGCGGACGAGCUGCUGAACAAGGACCAGGUGUACGUGGCUGCAGAGGCGGCAGCAGAUGUCUCAAAACCCUGCACGCUCUUCUUCCCCAUCUCCCCCCCCCGCCCUCCUCUUCUCCCCCCUCUUCCCCUUCCACAGGAGCAAGCGGAUGAGUUGCUGAACAAGGACCAGGUGUACCUGGCUGCAGAGGCGGCAGCAGGCAUUGUGAAGCCUCAUCCAGCUCGUCGUUAG